GGGGUAUUGAGUUUAUGAUUCCAUUAGAGUCGGAACCGGAAACCCGGGUUGACUGGGGUCGGAGAGGUGUCAGGGAUGGAGGUAGCUCGAAGGAACUCUACUGGCUGGGUUAAAUCGAGCAUCCCGUUCCGGACUUGGAACCUUGAAAGCCCAUCCGCCGUUGCUCGCCUGCAGCUACGAUUAUUCUAGGUUGGAGGCUGACUAGAUAUAGACCUCGUUGAGUGAGGUGAGUGAGACGCGCCCGGAGACGCUCAGAUCAUCGUCGACUUCAGACGGUGCGGCACCGUGGAGCAACCUGACGCGGACCCCGGUGCUGAAGCUCUGCUGCGACUGCUGCAAGCUUGCUAGACCGGGGAGGAGGAAUGAACGCCUUUAAGUUGGGUUGACGAGUGUAUAAGAAGCUUGCCGGGCCUGCCAUGCAUCUCCCGCGCGGACGAACCGGACAUGUCACGAUCUCCACGAUUUACGGCCCAACAGAUUGCUGCAGUUGACUAAUCCGCGUCCCAACCGUACAACGUAUUGCCGCAUUGUCUACCGGACAUCGCACCAUAGACGAGAUUUAGCCGACGGAUGGAGCGGAAGAGAACAAGACACUCUCGGCGCCAGUAUUUAAGGAAGUGUCCUUCCCGUGAUCCUCUCUUCUCACGUCGCUCAGCGGCCUCUUUACGCAUCACAGUCGCAACAACGGCUCUCCAACAGAUGGGUGUGCAUCAUUGUGUGUCUGUGUAGCGAUUUUUGCCCAGCCGUUUCCUACCCCCCGCGCUGCAGAAUUACUCGGGUGUGUGUGCGUGUGAGUGCUGUGUAUCGGCGCAGUGUGUUUGUUGGUGUGGAUGAGUAUCCGUGGUGCCCCCCUCCCCAAAUCCCCGCAUUCUGUUUACCCCUCGCGCCCCGCCUCGCGACAUUCUUCCCCCGACUUGGCCGAGUUCCGUCGUUUUCUCCGCCGGCCGUCGACUCUCGAGUCCAAGUCACCCCCCCGCUGAUCGAUCGGCUCUAAGCAGACGCUCCAGCUUCGCCAGGCCGACGGCCGAGUCCGCGGGACACACUUGGGUCAGCCCUCCGCCGAGCACAUUUUGCGAGCAAAAACUUCACCACCUCCGCCAUCGACGACGAACCCUUCAAACGCGUCCAACGAGCAUCAUGUGGUCCAACAAGCGUUCUUCUCCCCCCGCGCCCGGUAGCCCAACCGAGGUGGAGGCUCCUGCGCCCGUAUCCUCCAGACAGAAGAACCCCGGUCGUCGCAUUGCCCAGAUUGUGAAGCUCAAGCCCGAGUUCAUCGACAAGUACAAGGAGGUCCACGCCAACGUCUGGCCCGAGGUGCUCAAGCAGAUCAAGGAGUGCAACAUUGUCGACUACAGCAUUUGGCACGAGCCCGAUUCACGUAUUCUGUUUGCGACCAUGAAGUAUGUCGGCUACGACUUUGCCGGAGACAUGGAGAAGAUGAAGGAGAACCCCAAGGUCCGCGAAUGGUGGGCCAUGACCGACGGCUGGCAAGAGUCUCUGGUUCCCGGCGCGGUAAGCAGUGAAGCAGGCGAGCCGGCGUGGUGGAAGCCCGUCGAGGAGGUGUUCUACACGCCUUGAGAGAGAGAAGUUUGGUGGGAUGAGGGGAUCGAGUGUAUUGCAUUAUUAGUCAACGACCAGCCGAAUGAUGAGCGUUUCGUUUUGAUCGCGUUCGGUGCCCUUGUCUGCCUCGUGCUGCCAAAUGCACCAGACACAUAGUUUCGCUGCAAGCACGCACCCGAUUGGUGACCCGGCCGAGCGUCCGUCUUGAUCAUUUGAAACCACCAAACAAACCUCCAAAGACGCCGCCGGAUCCUCCGCCACCUCCGCGCUGGCCGUGCCGCCGAGCCUCAGACCUGAUCCACUCUUCGAGGAAAGCGCGGUCUGUCAGCUUCUUGGCGUCGUGAACCUUGGUCUGUAUUUGGGCCUCUUGGUUGUCGAAGCUUAGCAGAGUUGGGAUGGAGGUGAUCAUGUAGGUCAUGCCCAGUCCUCCGCUCAUGACGUCGGGAGAGUCAAAUUCGACGGUGCAGUAGCCAACGCCGCCCUCGGCUUCACCGACACCAGACUCUACGAUGGAUUGUAUUAGAGGGGCAACGACUCGACAUGUUCCGCACCAAGACGUGGUCCACAGUGUUAUCAGUGGUGUGUGAGAAGAGGAAGAGAGAAGUUGAUAGGUGUGGAAGUCGUCAGGACGGCGAACACUGGCACCCGAAGCAGAGGUUAGCGGGCGGGUGCUUUCGAGAGAGGCAGGCCAGUGCAAGGAUUGGGUUGGGGGUUUGGAGAAUCUGCGGCGGCCCACUUACGAUGCGUAGAUCUGGUUUUUGGCCGGGCUGGUACGAGACGUGGAGAAGUGGGCAGCGGCGGCAGAGAUGAAUUGUUUGGGGGGUGGCAUACGGACGUCAUUGGUGAGGUUGGUGUUGCAGCCCCGGAAAGCGGUGCGGGCGGUAUGUCUUAGUAGUUGCAUGGUGAUUCUGCUGCAGGAUACAGAGUAUGGUGAAUGUCGGUUGUUUGGUUACUUUGAUCUGUUCAGAUGCCAAGGAUGUAUGCAGCGUGCUGCCGACUGACGUCGUUGAAGAUGAUCCCGUGAUGUGUCGUGAUGCGAGUCGUACCGCUGAGAUGCGAUAGAAUUCUUGGACAAGAACGAGUGGAGGGCUGCAGGCGGUAAGGUAGCUGUUGGAGUACCUGUGGUAUGGGGCAAGCUAAGGUAGGAAAGAUAUCUUUGGAUCAAGUGGUUCGAUAUAGUACAGGGUGGUGGAUGGAUGGUUAUGUAGCGUCAACGGUUUUCCGAGCAGCUGGACAGCUUAGUCGAGACUCAAGGUUGGGGAGGGAGGGAAUGAUGUAGGUACCUUAGUAUUACUUAAGGUAAGGUAGGUAGCUGUCGUUGUCAAUGACGGGGAAAGCCGACGUUCAACUGGAGGUUCGGUAGCAAUCGAAAUAGACAGCAGGCGCACCUUCCUUCCUGACAGGCGCGCCGUCAC
Molecule: messenger RNA, 2975 nt
Organism: Colletotrichum scovillei
Lineage: Eukaryota; Fungi; Ascomycota; Sordariomycetes; Glomerellales; Glomerellaceae
Exons: 2
Coding region: 1138-1578 (146 amino acids)
Molecular function (GO): racemase and epimerase activity, acting on carbohydrates and derivatives
Source: RefSeq, a predicted model, not a curated record